GCCCCUUUAAUCAAAUAAACAAAGCACCAUCCAAUUUAUUUUUAUUUUAUAUUUUUUUCCAUAUAGAAUAUAGAAAUCCGAAUUAUUUUAGGUAGGAACAAGAAACCACUCAAUUUAUUAUGUCCCACUCUCUUCCUUGUCCCGUCUUUCAAAGCCUUCUCUCACCCUUCGUUUGUGAGGUUUUCAUGGCCGCCCACCUUCUAUUCUCUUCCUCUUAGGCCCCUUUUGUUCCUCUCAUUUUUUUCUUAGCUAUCCGCAUUCUCCACACCCAUCACAAUCUUUUCUUUCUUGUCCUUUUUUUCUUUCAAGUCUUCAUUUGCUGGCUUUUAUGGCCUUUUGAAUGCACCAACCCCUCCUGAAUAUCCCAGAGGGAGUCUUUCUACACUGGAGCUCUGCAACAGUCGUUGGAGGAGGUGGAGAAGUUGCUUGCUUUCUGAAUCUCCCACACUUCCUGCACAAUCAUAAUCAUCUUAAUUAGCAAAAGAACCAUCUCUCCACAUUUGUUGGUGUUUGCUUCCCCAUAUUGUGUCAUUCCUUAAAAGGUCUGUUGCAUUUGUCUUGCUUGCUUCCACCAUGGCAACCAAGAUGAAAGGGAUCUACAAAAGUUUCAAAUACAUCUCCCAAAUUUUUGUUGUGAAGGAGCGUGAGAUGGAAAUUGGGUACCCAACAGACGUGAAACAUGUGGCGCACAUAGGUUUGGAUGCCCCUUCUGGCAGUGCACCUACUUGGAUGAAUGAAUACAAGACAGCAUCUGAGUUUUCAACGAAAUCGCUCGGCAGUUUCGGUGAAUUUAGAGAUUCCAGCUCUUUGGCUCUUUCCACAUGGUCCUCUCACGAUUUUGAUCACUCCAUGAGACACCAACCAACCUUUGACAUGUUCAAAGACGUUCCACCUACAGAUCUUCCUAAUGUUCCAAAGAAACCGAAGAGAAAAAAGUCGAGAUCAAAUUCUUCUCCCAAGUCUUCUUCCUCCAGAUCGUCACGAUCAGCAAAGACAAAGACUGCAUUCAAUGAUAUGGAUGCGACAUCAAACUUACAAGUUUAGAAAUGGUGUAAAAUUGUGAAAUUGGUGCGAGGAACUAACGAAGGAAAACUAGUGUUGAUGUGCAUAGCAAACGUUUUUGAAAUCCCCUGUUCUUACUGAUCAGGUCUUCAAGGACAACAUGGGAGGUUGGACACAAUCUUGUGUAGAUUUAGAAAAUCGUGUUUUCUGGAAAGAUAGAAAUUGAUUAGGUGGUGGCAACAUAUGCGAAAAAGUAGAAAACAACAAUCAAUGUUCAACGAAUAAUCAUGCAUAGAGUUGGAUUCCUAAGUUCUGCUGAUUGAUCUUGCAAAAAAAAAAAACACGAAGGGAAUGGUGUUUGUACUGGCAUGGGGAUGCUAGAAUGUUCUUUAA
Messenger RNA from Corylus avellana, 1395 nucleotides. Its product is annotated as CRIB domain-containing protein RIC10. The record is from RefSeq and is a predicted model, not a curated record. Lineage: Eukaryota; Viridiplantae; Streptophyta; Magnoliopsida; Fagales; Betulaceae.